This is a messenger RNA of Vitis riparia (riverbank grape), 1145 nucleotides long. RefSeq names its product probable BOI-related E3 ubiquitin-protein ligase 2. The coding region runs from base 83 to 1075 and encodes 330 amino acids. Lineage: Eukaryota; Viridiplantae; Streptophyta; Magnoliopsida; Vitales; Vitaceae. The transcript is spliced from 4 exons. The record is from RefSeq and is a predicted model, not a curated record. Gene Ontology annotation, molecular function: ubiquitin-protein transferase activity.
AGAGCUUAUUGUCAUACGAUUCAUACCUAUCUCCCCCACCCACUCGGCUCGCUUUCCUCGAAAGCCAUCUCUGCUUCUCAUCAUGGCUAUGCCUCACCACCCUUUCCAACAAGAAUCCAAGCCCUACAGGAAUUUGUACACAAACGAGGGUCAGAUUUCGCAGCAAGCCGCCUUCUAUAGCACCACUAAUUUCCAGGAUCAGUCUCAUCAUCCGCCGUAUAUCCCUCCCUUUCAUGUGGAGGGUUUCGCACCUGGGCCCUUCGCUGCGGCGGACGGAGAUGAUGGCGGUGGCGAAUUGCGAUGGAAUUAUGGGUUGGAAUCCAAGAAGAAAAGAUUGAAGGAACAGGAUUUUCUGGAGAAUCAUUCGCAAAUAUCGUCCGUUGAUUUUUUGCAACCUCGUUCUGUGUCUACUGGGUUAGGUUUGUCACUAGACCAUGGUCGAAUGGCUUCAUCGGGAGAUUCCGCAUUUAUUCAUCUCAUCGGAGAUGACAUCGAUCUUGAGUUGCAGCGACAGGAUGCCGAGAUUGAUAGGUUUCUUAAAGUUCAGAGUGACCGGAUGCGGCAAGCUAUCUUAGAGAAGGUUCAGGCUAGCCAACUUCAAACUAUGUCAUUAUUGGAAGAUAAAGUCCUCCGGCAACUCCGUGAUAAGGAAGUAGAGGUGGAGAGCAUUAACAAGAAGAACAUGGAGCUUGAAGAGCGGAUGGAACAAUUGACUGUUGAAGCGGGUGCAUGGCAACAGCGGGCAAAAUACAAUGAAAACAUGAUCACUGCCCUCAAAUUCAGUCUUCAGCGAGUCUAUGCUCAGAGCAGAGAUAGUAAAGAAGGAUGUGGUGACAGUGAGGUAGAUGAUACAGCUUCUUGCUGCAAUGGUCGUGCCAUUGACUUCCAUUUGCUUUGCAAGGAGAACAAUGAUAUGAGGGAGUUGAUGACGUGUAAGGUCUGCAAAGUUAAUGGAGUAUGCAUGCUUUUGUUACCUUGUAAGCAUCUUUGCCUCUGUAAAGAUUGUGAAAGCAAGUUUAGUUUUUGUCCCCUGUGUCAGUCAUCUAAGUUCAUUGGUAUGGAGGUCUAUAUGUAAUGGGAUAUCUACAAAAAGCUCCAAUAUGAUGUUCAAAUUAUAUGCAUUGUGCUUGUCAUUUUUGAUGGUC